This is a messenger RNA of Lolium perenne, 4040 nucleotides long. RefSeq lists its product as uncharacterized. Gene Ontology annotation, biological process: protein deubiquitination. Gene Ontology annotation, cellular component: cytosol; nucleus. The record is from RefSeq and is a predicted model, not a curated record. Gene Ontology annotation, molecular function: cysteine-type deubiquitinase activity. Lineage: Eukaryota; Viridiplantae; Streptophyta; Magnoliopsida; Poales; Poaceae.
GAGGGAGAAGUGGUGCCUUGAAGGUAGGAGGCAGAGGCGUGUCCCCAGCAACAAACAAACAGUCCAGCGAGCGAGACGACGCACCCGGCUGGAGGAGGAGGACGAGCAGAGCAGAGCAGCUGAGACAAGACGCCAGUCGCCUCCCUGCCAAGACCCAACCUUUCCCGCGACCCGCCCGGCGUUGACUCACCCGCCCCCUCCCGCUGCCGCCGGGCCCCGCACGCCAGCGGCCCGCGGCCGGGGAGCGAGAGAGCAGGCGCCGCCGCCGCGGCAGCUGGUGGUGGUUCCCCUUCCGGCUCCGGCAGUGGAGUGGCGCCCAGCGAGCCCGGUCGGUCCGAGUCGCGCCCGGUCGGUCGGUUCCAGGACCGGGCCCGGGCCGGGUUCGGUUCGGAUGGUCGGUGGCGGCGGCGGGGGUUCGGCUGUCCGGGCGAGCAACCCUAACAACCCCACGGUCACGGCCGCGCCCGGGCCGUAUAUUAGAUGCCGGGCGGCAGCGGCGGCCUCGAUCUCUCCGCGGUGAUCCAGGCGGCGCUCGUCGGGCUCGUGCUCCUCGCGGCCGCGCUCGCCGCCGUGCGCCGCGCCGCCUCGCGCUACUUCCUCGUCGACGCCGCGGGCUUCGCCGCCGCCUACGACGACCACCUCCACCCCGCCGAGUACGCGAUGCCGCCGCAGGAGGGGAACCAGCCGCGGCAGCUGCAGCAGCCCGUCGUCGCGGCCCGCCAGGCGCCCGGGACCUGCGCCCAGUGCGGCGGCGCCAGCAGCAAGAUUUGCACCGGCUGCAAGCGCGCGCGGUACUGUUCUGGAGAAUGCCAGUCAAAGCAUUGGCAAUCUGAUCACAAAUUGAAUUGUAAACAAAUGAAGUUAUUGGAUACUGUUGACAAGUCACCCUGUGGAGUCGAGGCCAACAGUAAGAAGUCUUCUGUCUUUGGCCGUAUCUCAUUAGUGCCUGGGCCUCGAAAGUUAAACAAGGUUAUCUUUCCUUACGAUGAAUUUUUAAAGCUAUAUGAUUGGAGCGAUAGGAAUUACGAUGCUUCAUCACCUUGUGGGCUUGUGAAUUGUGGCAACAGUUGCUUCGCCAAUGUAGUUUUACAAUGUCUAUCAUACACAAGGCCACUGGUGGCCUAUCUUUUAGGAAUGGACCAUUAUAGGCAAUGUUCUAUAAGACGUGAAAGUUGGUGUUUCUUAUGUGAGUUGCAAUGUCAUAUUGAAAGAGCAGUUGAUAGCAUGCAUCCAUUUGCUCCCAAGAACAUUCUUUCCCAUUUACCAAAUAUUGGUGGCAACCUUGGCAUUGGUAGACAGGAAGAUGCUCAUGAAUUAAUGAGGUUUGCAAUCGAUAAGAUGCAAUCAGCUUGUCUUGAUGAAUUUGGAGGUGAGAAGGUCGUUGAUCUUAGCACCCAAGAGACUACUGUUAUUCAGCACAUAUUUGGCGGUCGUCUGCAAUCUCAGGUUCAGUGUACUGCAUGUGGAGUGGUCUCAAAUCGCUACGAGAAUAUGAUGGACUUGACAGUUGAAAUUCAUGGUGAUGCUGAAUCGCUGGAAGAGUGCUUAGAUCAGUUCACUGCUGUGGAGUGGCUUGAUGGGGACAACAAGUACAGAUGUGACGGAUGCAGCGACUAUGUCAAAGCACGGAAGCAUCUUACAGUUCAUCAAGCUCCAAAUAUACUCACUAUUACUCUCAAAAGAUUCCAGAGUGGUAGAUUUGGAAAACUGAACAAGAAAGUUACAUUCCCUGCUAAGCUGGAUCUGACACCAUACAUGAGCGCCACUGAUGGAACUGACCAGUAUGAUUUAUAUGCCGUCGUUGUUCAUCUGGAUAUGCUGAAUGCUUCGUUUUUUGGGCAUUAUAUAUGCUACAUAAAAAGUCGUCGAGGUCAUUGGCUUAAAAUUGAUGACUGCAAGGUUAUGUUUGUCGACAAGGAGGAAGUACAUGCUCAAGGUGCUUAUAUGCUUCUAUAUAGCAGAAGAACAGCUCGUCCUGGACCACUUCUUGCAGUCAAAGAACAGAUAAAACAGGAGAACCAAUGUGAAGUGCCUCCUUCAAAUGGAGAAAAUCAUUUGAUACCAGAGGAUGUGCCUGUAAAAUGUGAAUCAUUUCUUAAUUCUUCAGAAGAUCUACGAGCGGAUUCUGGAUCCAGCAAUGAAUCUUUGCACAGAAUGGACACCCUCGACCAGGUAGACAGUGGGAGAGAGGCAUUAAUUACCAAUGAAAGUCUACAUCAGCCAGCUUCAUCGGCAUUGCAUGUCCUUAAAGAAGAUAUUAGACACCGAUGUUCUCUAUUAGAAGGCAGUACUGCCAUGCGGUCUGACCAAUUGGGCAAUUCUGCAUGUGAAUCAUCUUCAGUUAGUUCCUCUGCAGAGGAAUGUGAGGAACCUGUCCGUAUUGAUUCAGUUGACUACAUGGAUAUUGAUACUGAAGCUGGAAGAGAAGUUGAAGGACAGAACGCGCAACAACAAACUGUCUUUGGUGAUUCAGUUGGAGUGAUAGCCAAUGAGAGUUGUAUGGCAGCGAAAGCAAAACCACUACUUUCUGUUGGUUUCCUUGACAAACCCUCAAGAAAGAAGUCUUCCUUUGGGGAAGAGAGUCAAAAUGGUUGUGACAUGGAUGUUUCCCCCCAUAAAAUAAAUGGUCAUUGGAAUGAACAACUCAGCAGGUCAAAGCAAGGAGUUUUUGCCAACUCCUCAGGUGGCCAGACAUCCUAUGCGAAUGGAAAUGUGCAUAGUAAUGGAGAUAUGUUUGUGAAUCCUAGCAACGGAAUCGUUGCCAAUGGUGAUGCACAAUUCGGCAAUUACGCCUUGGAUGCAUCAAAGAGAGAUGUACCUUUGUUUCAUGGUUUUAAUCCAAGGCCUCAUACAUCACCAUCAAGCAGCAACACAAAUCGGAACAACACAAGUAACGACAAAGGGGACAUGUCAUUCUUAGCACGGGGUUUCCUUGAAAGGCCUCGUUCUAGAGAGAAAGCAGUCAAAGGCAAUGAUGGGUUGCCAUUUAGUAAUGGAAAUGGCAAACCAUCAUCAUCCUCUGUGAAAGUCAACAGCAUAUCAAAUACUAAUUCUUCAUCUCAAAGCAGCCAAGGUGGCAUGCGCAUGUCUCCGGGAUUCCUCACAAAGCGUUGCAGGGAGUCAGCAGCCAUGGAUGAUCCACAGACCAGUAAAACACCCAAGGAGCCAGAACAUGUUGGUGCUGCAGCAUUGCCAGACCAGAUACAGGAAAGGUGGAGUUCCGGUUGCACAACUAGUGGCAUUGCGCCCCAACACAGAGCAGCUUUUGUUAAUAAUUUGAGUGGUCACCAUGUUGAAAACGGGCAUUCAGUUCUGGGCACCAAUAAUGUCUUCUAUGGUGAAGAAAAUGGCAGCAAUGGAAUUCUUGAUAUGCAUUGCAGCAGUAGCCAAAUGGAUGAUUAUCUGAAUGGUCACCGUGAUGGCAACAUGCAUGCAGUUCUGGGCACCAAAAACGUCUUUGGAGAGGAAAAUGGCACUAGUGGAGCUCUCGAUGCAAUCAGUUGCCAAAUAGAUGGUACGCCUAUCGUGUCCGAGAAUGGCAUGAGAUGUGAAGAUGCCGACCAGGUCGUCAAGUCACCUGUCGCAUCUGUCCAUGACGGUCUGCGACGAAGAUUGACCUCAAAAUAUUUUGAUGCCCAAUGAAAACUGAAGGUACAUAUUACUGAAGAGCUACGAGCUAGGAUGUAGAAGAAUGCUGGCUCUCAAUGCUGGUUGGCUGAUUGGAUAGAUUACUUGUUGCCAUUGCAAAAUUGUUGAUGGUAGUUUUGCCUCUCCUUUCUUUUUCCCACGUGGCUCCCACUUGUCAGAGGGGUCGAGGGGUGUCUCUGGGCUUCCACACAAUUUGCAGAAGUUCAGAUGCUCCCCUCAGGCCAUGCUUCUUCUGUUGUCGUUAGGUACAUAGCAGAGUUGUAGGCUUGCCUCUUUUUUCAUUUCAUUGUUAGAUUGAAUAAACACGAACUGCUGACUUGCUUUGUCAUGGAAGCUGAAUCAAUCAAUUGUAGAGUGGUAAGAGGAAAUGAUCGCAUCACGUAUUUCAGUUA